AUGGACGUGGUGAAAAGAACAACCUACCACGGUCUUGACUGUUUGGCCGAUGCCAACACGCCUGAAUAUGCAAUGCUCCACAAAGAGCUGUCCAUGAAGAUUGCCUGGGCAAGCCAGGCCAAGUACGGAAAGUAUACUGUGUAUUUUGGGGUGGUGAUAAUAUUUGUUGCUUUGCUAAAGCAUUUGUGGUACCGAUUCAGAGACACAAGAUACAAGAAAAACCAGUCUUCCAGAUUUAUAGUGCCAUUUAUUGACGUUUUUGUAGCGUACUCGCGAUUUUUGGGGUAUAAACAGGUUCCCGAACGGUUGAGUUACUUUACUUCAUUGCCGCAUUCUAUGGGAUCUGCCAUCUUUAUGUUUGUUUCGUCGCUCUACUUGUUGUGCUACUGUUUGGUUCCUCACUUCUGGUAUAGGCCCUGUUUGGGCUUUGGCUCGCCACCUUUGGGUGUGAGAGCUGGCAUCAUGGCCACAGCCUUGACUCCAUUCGUGUACGUGUUGGCUGGUAAGGCUAAUAUGAUCACCUUUCUUACUGGGAUCAGCUACGAAAAGUUGAACCAACACCAUCAGUAUGUUGGAUUGGCCGCUUUUGUACUUUCGAUAAUUCACACUGUUCCUUUCAUCUACAUGAAUGUAAGAGAAGGCGGAACUAGCAGAAUCCGCGAGCAGUUCCAGACCUUCUCCUACUACAGUGGAAUUCCACCUUUGAUCUUGUUGGGGUUUUUGUGUAUUUGUUCAAAAGCUUGGUUCAGAAAAGUUUGCUACGAAGGGUUCCUUCAUCUUCACUGGGUCGCCGGUAUUGGCUACUUUGGAACGCUUAUCUGGCAUAUCGACAAAACAUUGAACUGUGAUGACUACAUGUGGGGUGCAUUAGCAUUCUGGGCUUCUCAAAUACUCUACAGAAUUCUAGUUAAAACUUGUUUCAAGCCAAAUUCAUUGUUUUUGAGACCUAGAGUUGCUAAGUUACAGAAGUUGUGUGAUGGCGCUUACGAGGUUACUGUAGCCAACACUAAGGGUUACGAAUGGGGCCCUGGACAACACUGUUUCUUGAGAUUCACUGGUGCGAGAUUUAUGGAUAAUCAUCCAUUUUCUAUUUCUUCCAUGAUCGACGAAGAUUCAAAGGAAAUGAAGUUCCUUAUCAUUCCAAAGAAGGGUUUGACCAAGGUGAUUUACGACCAGUUGGACGAUAACAUAGCUAGUGAAAGGAAGGUGUUCCUUGACGGUCCAUAUGGUGGAACUCCAAGAGAUUCAACUGCAUUUGAGAGGGCAAUUUUAAUCAGCACUGGAAGUGGUGUCACCGCUACUUUACCAUUCUUGUUGCACUUGUCCCAGGAAAUCAAGAAAGCCAAGGAAUCAGGUACCAGGAUUGUCACAAAGCAUAUUAACUUCAUCUGGGUCAUCAGACACCAGGACAACAUCAGUUGGAUACGUGACGAGUUACUCAAAUGCAAAGAUAUUGCUGGUGACUACAUCUCCAUUGAUAUCUACCCUCUCAAAUUGUCGAAUGAAGCAGACCUCGAAAACAACAUCGAAGUCAACAAUUCGGUGGACUCAUUUGAGCAGUUCAAUUUUCACUACCACAAACCUGCUAUUUCCAGAGUUAUCCAUAGUUUAGCUAACACACUCGACAGAAGGAAUUUGAUUGUGUCAUCAGGAAGCGAAUCCAUGAAGUCUUCAGUCAGCUCUACCGUUUCCAACAUGCAAUCUUUAGUAUUCAACAACGAUGUGAACCAAUCUUGUAUUGAGGAAAUCUACUUGCAUACCGAGUCCUUCGGCUGGUAA
Messenger RNA from Scheffersomyces stipitis CBS 6054, 1779 nucleotides. RefSeq names its product putative ferric-chelate reductase (gene FRE7). The record is from RefSeq and is a predicted model, not a curated record. The transcript has 2 exons. Lineage: Eukaryota; Fungi; Ascomycota; Pichiomycetes; Serinales; Debaryomycetaceae. Gene Ontology annotation, cellular component: plasma membrane. Gene Ontology annotation, molecular function: ferric-chelate reductase activity. The coding region runs from base 1 to 1779 and encodes 592 amino acids. Gene Ontology annotation, biological process: copper ion import; iron ion transport; intracellular iron ion homeostasis.